Messenger RNA from Liolophura sinensis, 1808 nucleotides. Its product is annotated as eukaryotic translation initiation factor 3 subunit M-like. The coding region runs from base 23 to 1174 and encodes 383 amino acids. The transcript is spliced from 10 exons. Gene Ontology annotation, molecular function: translation initiation factor activity. Gene Ontology annotation, cellular component: eukaryotic translation initiation factor 3 complex; cytoplasm. Lineage: Eukaryota; Metazoa; Mollusca; Polyplacophora; Chitonida; Chitonidae. Gene Ontology annotation, biological process: cytoplasmic translational initiation. The record is from RefSeq and is a predicted model, not a curated record.
CGGCGGAGAAAGGCAUGACAAAAUGAGUGUCCCAGCUUUCAUCGACCUUGAUAUCCCAGAUCAGACAUCGGAAUUGCGAAGUUACCUGAAGUCACUCGGAGCAGAGAUAUCUGAAGAAAACACAGAGGCAGGCUUGGUGACAGACCUGAAAAAUAUCAUAGAAGCUAGCACAGUGUGCUGGAAAGAGAUCAAAGAUGAUGCAGAUGUGGAGAUGGUAUUUAAUGGCAUCAUUUCCCUGAUGGUUUUUGUGCCAGCUGAGAAGGCAGAAGAAGUAAUAACGCUAUUUUGCGAAAAAGUGGGCAAAGCUCCUCAAGGAGAAAAACGUGGUCACGUCAGGAUAAAAUUGUUAUUGAAUCUACUUGGAAUUGAUGAAUCUUCACCCAACCGGUACACAGUUUACUGUAGUCUGGUGAGAUUAGGUGGCCAAACAGAUUUACUUCACCUGGUUCCCACAGACUUGGAGAAGAUCAAGCUGUGGAUAGAGAAAUGGGAGCUCAGCACACAGAAGGUCCAGCACUUGCUGAGGACUGUACAUGGCGCAUUUCAAGAAACCAAAAUGAGCGAAAAUGCCACAAAAGUGAUGAUAGAGUUGCUAGGGACAUACACAGAAGACAACGCCUCUCAAGCCAGAGAUGAUGCUCACAGGUGUAUAGUAACUUGUCUGGCAGACCCAAACACCUACCUGAUGGACCAUUUACUAACAUUGAAACCUGUGAAAUUCCUGGAAGGAGAACUCAUACAUGAUCUUCUCACAAUAUUUGUCUCAGGAAAGUUAACUCAGUACUUGCAGUUCUACAAAAACAACACAGAUUUUGUCACAUCAUUAGGCUUGUCUCAUGAACAGAACCUGAAGAAAAUGCGUUUGCUGACCUUUAUGCAGUUGGCAGAAGGAAAGAAAGAAGUUGAAUUUGAACAGAUUCAGAAAGAAAUGGAACUGAAUGAAGAUGAUGUUGAAGAUUUCAUCAUAGAAAUUUUGAAGACCAAAUCAGUACGAGCAAAAAUUGACCAGACUCAGAAGAAAGUAAUCAUCAGUUACACAACACAGCGUACGUUUGGAAGACAACACUGGCAGAUGUUACGCCAAUACCUGGAGGAAUGGCAUUCGAACUUGGAAGCCGUGAGGAACAGCUUACAGACUCUGGCUAUGAUGCCAACAGGCCCUGCAGCUCAGUGACAACUGCUAUCUCACCUUAACGCCAAUGCCACAGAAGUGACAGUAGAUAUCUGGCCUCUUUGACUGGAAUGCCAGUGUAACCGGCUACAUAACUUCAAGAACUUGUAAUAAUGGUAUCAGAACUAUUUUGUGGAGUGCAGUAAUACAUGCACUUUUAUGAUGGUUGCCUUCAGACAUACAAACAUAUAAAGCCACGUUGACACAAUACGGUUUGGCAUAACCAAUUCAACAAAGUUGACAAGUCAACAUGUAAACUGUCAUUUGAUCUUAGUUGAAUGCUACAAAUUGAAUGAAAUGUAGAAUGUCAACUCGCACGCAGAAUGUCUGUAGAAAAAUCGUACUCAGUAAGCGAGUCAUGGUAUGAUUUCCACGGCUGCAUAACUUAGGUUAGUAACAAGAAAUAAUUUAGCAUGGUCAUUUUUUGAGUCAAAGAAUUUUAGAGAUGGCUGCCAGAUUCAUUAAGAUCAGAUUUACUAUUUAUUCAUUACCCUCAUUCAGAAACAUUUUGAGGAGACUUCUCUAUUCUGUUGUGUCACUUCUGUAUCACCUUUGAUUCUAUGGUAUUAUUUUCAUGACGUGGAAAUAUGCUGACCAGUCAUGGUGCGUAAUAAUUAAAUCCAUUGAUCCAAACUAA